ACAAAAAUCUGACGCUGACACACAAGCCGGAGCCGAGAAGAGGGGGACUAGUGUUUUGUUUCUUUUUUCUUUAAUUUAUGUCGUUUUAUUCUUUAGUGUUUUGUUGUUAUUCAGUAAGAUUCCACUGACAGCGCAGACUGCCCCGCUUCCCAGCGCUUGCUUGUCUGCCCUUAACUUUCGUGGCGCUGUACCCGCACGCGGCGCUAUUUUGACAGUCGGCUCGUUUGGAUCCACUCGGCUAGCAGCAACAUCAUAUUAGCAGCGGGCUCCAGACUGUAGGCAAGACCAUGCUUCUGCAGUAAUUGGAAAGCAGAGACAAGCGGCCCCAGACGACCUCUAAAGGUGGUGACCGGUCUAUUGGUGUCCCCCCACCUCACUCUCUGACUGGCUUCCUCUUCAGUUCAUCCAUUUACUCCUUUACCUAAAGGCCAAGACCUGCUAUGGAAUGCGCUUUCCCCCCUGCAGCAGCACAGCCUAGCACACUACCUUAGUGGAUUCCCCUCAUCUCCCCCUGUGUGGUUCUUAUCCACACUCACUGUAAAGAGUUCAGCAUAGACCUGUCCCUCUAACAGCCACUUCUGGGUCCUCCACCUAACCCCCUCCCCACUCCCACCCUCUCCCCUCCCCCAAGAAGAUGUCACUGAGCCUGACAACGGACAUCCAGCCGGAGGGAGAGAGUGGGCUACAAAUCGAGCCCUGCAGUCGAGGAAAAAGCUCUCCUCAACCACAGGGUACCAAGGAUGGGACAGGAGAAGCCCCAGAGCCAGAUGAUAACUCUUCACAGGAUGCACAGCAGAAGAGAGCUACUAACCACAGCCAUGGUAGGAAAAGGGCCAAGUCUAAUGCCAAAAUGAAAUUAGUACGGAGUUUGGCAGUAUGCGAGGAGUCGUCUGGACCGUUCCCCAACGAUGGACCCCCAGAAUCGGAAAUCAUCCAGCUUCACAUCAGCUGCCCAUCUGACAAGGAGGAGGAAAAGUCUUCAAAGGACGAGUAUGAAAACGAGGAAAAAGAGAAGAAGGACAAGACUCCUCGAAAGAUGCUGUCACGUGAUUCCAGUCAGGAAUACACCGACUCCACAGGCAUUGAUGUACAUGAGUUUUUGGUCAACACACUGAAAAACAAUCCCAGGGAUCGAAUGAUGCUGCUUAAACUAGAACAAGAUAUCCUGGAGUUCAUUAAUGACAACAAUAACCAGUACAAGAAGUUUCCCCAGAUGACUUCGUAUCAUCGAAUGCUGUUGCACCGUGUGGCCGCCUAUUUCGGCAUGGAUCACAAUGUGGAUCAGACUGGAAAGGCCGUCAUAAUCAAUAAGACGGGCAACACGCGCAUCCCAGAACAACGGUUUUCUGAACACAUCAAGGAUGAACGUAACAUGGACUUCCAGAAGAAGUUCAUCCUUAAAAGAGAUGAUGCUAGUAUGGACAAAGAUGAUAAUCAGAUCCGUGUGCCACUGCAGGACGGGAGGCGUAGCAAAUCUAUUGAAGAGAGAGAGGAAGAAUAUCAGCGGGUACGAGACAGGAUCUUUGCCCGAGAAGUGUCCUUUUUUUUGCAGUCGUCUCAAAAUGGAUACAUCAAUGAUAACAGAUUUCCCACUGAGGGCUACUGCUCUAGCUCUCAAAAGAGGAGGCAGAUCUUUAGAGGGAAUCGCGAGAGCUCUAGCCGGGCAUCAAGCAGCCGUCAAAGCAGCACAGACAGUGAUAUGAAGUGCCUGGAUCCCCGACCCUGGAGCAGUACGGACUCGGACAGUUCUAACCGAACCCUCCGGCCACCUGUGACUAAGGCCAGCAGCUUCUCUGGCAUUUCCAUCCUCACCAGAGGGGACAGCCUUGGCAGCAACAAAGGAUCACAGGGAAGCGGCAAAGGCUCUCGCUCUGAUUUCUUGUUUUUGUCUUCCUGUUCCUUACUAGGCUUGCCCUUAGUCAGUCCUGAUGUUUGUCCCCCACCCUCAGUGUCCCAGUCCAGCCGUAGCCUCCUACCCUGCCCAUCUCAGCCGCCACAGCAGCCACAGGGCCCGGCUCCCCCACAGACUGCUCUGCUACCCACCCCACAGCAGCACCCCAUGGGGAACCACAUGAUUGCUCAGCCGGUGGCGUCUCUGCAGCCCUCUCAGCCUGUCUCCUACUCCAGUCCUUCCUGCCCCCAGGUUCUCCUGCCAGUUUCUCCUCCCCAGCAGUACACAAUGGGAGAUGAGCUAACAACGCAGUUCACACAGAUGACACUGAGUCGACAGGGCUCCAGUGAGAACCCUGAGCCUCCCACCAUGUACCCGCCCCCACCCACCGUGCUAUCGCAGCAUCCGCAACAUCAGCCUAGCUACAUCAUGGCUACAACAGGCCAGCCUUUGCCGCCUCCAUCUGGCUACCAGCCCCCUACUGGACAUGCUCAUCCUCCACCUCCACCACCACCGCCAUCCCAGCCUGUCAUACAGGCUCCACCACCUCCACAAGGCUACAUCCAGCCCCCUCCACCUCAACAGAUACAGGUAUCCUACUACCCUGCUGGUCAGUAUCCAAAUUCAGGGCAGCAGUACCGUGUGUCCCAACCGAUAUCCCACCAGGUGUCUUACCAACCCCAACGCACACAACCCAUGCCUCCGCCCAGUCAGCAGUCAGGUCUUCAGACCAUGAUGCCAAGCCAGCAACCAAGCUAUCAAAACAUGAUGGGAGUGCAGCAGUCUCCAAAUCCUGGUCUGCUUAAUUCUCAAAGGACGGGUAUUGGAGCCCAGAUGCAAAGCAUAAUGGUUCAGUACCCACAGAUGCCAUCAUAUCAGGUGCCAGUGGCAAAUGAAAAUCAGCAGGUGGUGCAGCAGCAGUAUCAGCAGCAGGUGAUGGUGCCAGUCAGCCAGUCUGUCCAGGGGCCUAUGCCUGUCUACUACAGUGUUAUCACACCCACACAGCAAAAUAGCACAAGCCCGUCGGUAGGUUAUCUGCAGCCCCCCAGCUCAGAGCAGUUUCAGAUCACACAGUCACCGUCUCCCUGUAACCCUCAACCAUUGCAACAGCAAUAUUCAGGAGUGGCUCCACCUGGGCCUGGGGUGAUGGUCAUGCAGCUCAGUGUUCCCAAUGGACCUCAGCCUUCCCAGAAUCCUCCUCUGGUUCAGUGGAACCCUUGCAAGUACUACAGUAUAGAGCAGAGGGCCAGCAAGCCGGGAGACCUCUACAAACCUGACAACACUCCACAGGCCAGCACUCAGCUGACGAGUCCCCUUGCCUCUCCCACUCAGUCUCCCACUCCGUCUCCCUCCGGGAGUGUCAACAGUGUAUGCCCAGGCCUUGGACCACUACCCCUCAUCUCCCAGUUUCCACGGCCAGGAGGACCAGCUCAAGGUGAUGGUCGAUACUCUUUGUUGGGGCAGCCCCUCCAGUACAGCCUGUGCCCUCCACCCCUAAUGCAUGGACAGUCCUCCUAUAACUCCCACCAGAGUCAAGGAGUAAUCAAACAUGGAACACGAGGAAAGAAGCAAACACUUAAAUCCGCAUCAACAGACCUUGGCACCACAGAUGUUGUUGUGAGUCGAGUCCUCGAGGUAACAGACCUGCCGGAGGGGAUUUCGCGUCCAGAGGCCGAAAAGCUUUUCAACCAGCUGUCGAUGUGUGGCGCUAAAAUCCAGUGGCUAAAGGAACCCCAGGGAGGCCGAGGAGUAGCGGGUGGCUGCGGCCCCUGUGCCGGAGCCAGCUCGAUGUCUGGUGUCGGCAUGGGAGCCGGGGGAGGGAAGGGGGAUGGCCACGAUCCAGCGCACCACUACACAGUAGUUGCAGUGUUCCCCACCACCAUGGCUGCCCAGAGUGCUUCCUUCAAACUCAACAACAGCGGAGCCAGCCUCUUCAAACUUCGGGCCGCCAAAAAGAACUAUGACCUGCGUGUGCUGGAGAGAGCCAGCUCUCAGUGAGAGGACAGGAGACAUGGAGGAAAGACACAGAAAGAGACUUUUGGUGAAAAAGGAAGGACAACUGAGGGGGGGGCUGCUGGUAGUGUACAAUUUAAAAUCAAAAUGGAAAAAAACAAACUUGAGUUUCAUGAUGUGUCAAAUGUAUAAAAGGGAAGAAGGUGUGAAUCAUGAGGUGGCUGGUGUUUGGUUGCAAAUCAGAUUUUUUGUUGUUUGUUUUUAUUCAUUGGUUUUUGUUGUUUUGUAUUUAUAAAGCAGAAGAGCACACAAGACACGCGAGCAUGUGUUUCACUGUUGCUGUGGAACGUGUGCUGCCAUGACACGAGAACACUCACGACACUGCGCAGACACACAGACCGAAAGACGCAAAGAAACACAGUGCAGGCAACAGGGUCACGUAGCACAUCACAAAAACACACUGGACAGUCGAUCUCAGUCAAACCUUUUCUCCUCCUCCUCCAUCCCUCCGUUUCUGCUGCAGCUUCUCUCCUGCCUCUCUGCUGACAGAUUGUCUCCAAAUCGUACAUAUUUAUAAAUUUUCAUACGCACAGUUGCGCACCCUUUCUGCUCUCCCCAGCUGCCAUCUCUCAUACUUCCUCCUAUCUUUCUCUGCUUAUCUGUUCCUCUCAUGUAGUGUCACUGCGCUCUCCUCUCUCGCUUUCUGUUUGCCUUACUGCUGUUGUGGGUUUCAGUAUUGCGCUGUUUUUUCUUUCUCAGAAGUUUUCCUUUUUUUUGAGGGUUCAAUAUAUUUAUAUAAUUGAUGUAAGGAAUUAAAGAAAUCUAUAUAUUCAGUGAUUUUUCUUUUGUUCCCGAGUGACGAAGUUUAGGCCUUCCUUUCUCCUUUACUGCUUCCUUCUUCAUCCCUGCUCCUCUACCUCACUUCUUCAGUCCUCUUCCUCUCUCUCCCUAUGACUGCCCUGCCCAGCCCUCCAGCUCCACCCCGACGUCCCCAUUGUGUUUGCGUUUUUCGUUGACAGCCGUGCAGAACGUAUCAGAAGAAGUAGUUAAAGUGCACAAUGAUUGCAUAUGUCUACUGUAAAUUUUAUUUAAUCUGUUAUUUUUUGUUUGUUUUUAACAAUAUAAAAGUU
Molecule: messenger RNA, 4974 nt
Organism: Cyprinodon variegatus (sheepshead minnow)
Lineage: Eukaryota; Metazoa; Chordata; Actinopteri; Cyprinodontiformes; Cyprinodontidae
Gene: r3hdm2
Product: R3H domain containing 2
Exons: 27
Coding region: 635-3889 (1084 amino acids)
Molecular function (GO): nucleic acid binding
Source: RefSeq, a predicted model, not a curated record